AUGGAACGGGUGUCCGAUCGGGAGGUCGCACCGCUCAGGGCGAUUGUCGAACUGCUCUCGUACAAGGCGCUUGCGCAGCCCCUGCUGUGCGCCGUGGAACCGCUGUCAGGCGCCGUCAAGCGCGGUAAGCCUGGGGAUCCGAGGACCAUCUUCUGCCACGACAUGGGUGGGGGAUACAAGGAGGACAGGCGAAUCAGGCUUGCCUCCCUUUGCACGUUGUCUGCCAACUGCAGGUUCAUACAUGGCUGUGAUGCACGGCACGUGUACCGGUUCCACCACUGGCAGAUAAUUGAUACGUUCAUCUAUUAUUCCCAUCACCUGGUCACGAUCCCUCCUCCGGGUUGGAUUUCGGCCGCCCACAAGCAUGGUGUCAAAGUUCUGGGAACUUUCAGCCUAGACAAGGACAGAGUCAGCGCUAUCAGUGUGGUCACAAACUUUGGUCCAGCUGCUGCAUCCCUGGUUGCAUCCCAGCUAGCACAUCUUGCAUCCGUUGGCCGGUUUGAUGGGUGGCUAAUCAGCAUCGGGUGCAAAGUGGACCGCAGCCGCGUUCCAUCCCUGAAGAUCUUGCUUAAGGCCAUCACCACAGAAGUGCACAAAGCCGUACCUGGAUCGCUUGUCAUCUGGUACGAUGCUGUCGACGUCGACGGAAAGGCCGAGCCGCACAACGAGCUCAACGAAAAAAAUUCAUGCUUUCUCGACUUAUGCGAUGGCAUCUUCCUCAACUUCCGGUGGACUGAAGCCAUGCUCCAGAAGUCGGCGCAACUCGCAGGCGACCGCAAAGCCGACGUCUACGCUGGGGUCGACGUGUAUGCACGUGACACGCCGUACCCUGGUGGCUUCGAGAUGUACAAGGCCGUUCAGCUGGCUCGUAAAUGUGGCUUGUCAGCUGCUGUCUUUGCGGCCGGCUGGGUCUACGAGACAAAGGAGAAAAUGAAGUUUGGAAAAAACCAGUAUCGGCUUUGGAAAUUUCCGGAUGACUGCUGCUCUGAAUGGCGUCUCACCAAGCCACCACUGUCCACAAGCUUUUGCCAAGGCUUUGGCAGCAAGGCGUUUGAGGCUGGCAAGGCAGGUCAUCUUCAUUUAACACCAGUGUCACGUGACCAGCCGCAGUAG
Molecule: messenger RNA, 1113 nt
Organism: Dermacentor silvarum
Lineage: Eukaryota; Metazoa; Arthropoda; Arachnida; Ixodida; Ixodidae
Product: cytosolic endo-beta-N-acetylglucosaminidase-like
Exons: 6
Coding region: 1-1113 (370 amino acids)
Biological process (GO): protein deglycosylation
Cellular component (GO): cytoplasm
Molecular function (GO): mannosyl-glycoprotein endo-beta-N-acetylglucosaminidase activity
Source: RefSeq, a predicted model, not a curated record